AUGGCUACCUCCGCCGCCGAAUCACCGUCGGCGAAGCGAAGAAGAAUCGACUACGGCAAGGAUACCGCCCUGAUCGAUGGGCUUCCCGACCAUAUAUCAGAGAUUUGCCUUUCCCUCGUCUGCCGUCCGUCGCUACUCGCCGCCGUUUGUACACGGUGGCGCCGUCUCCUUUACUCUCCGAACUUUUCCCCGUUCUCGUCUCUCUACGCGCUUUUCGUCGAUUCAAAUUCGGAUCCAGCUCCGGGUCACGCUCGGGUCAACCCAGCUAUCCGGUUUAUGUGUUUCGACCCGGUUUCUGCGAAAUGGGAUCCGCUUCCUCCUCCUCCGCCCGACCCACCUCUUCACCGGAUUCUCUACCGUCAUCCGUCGUUUAUUUCCUUUAAUUUACCGAUUCAAUGCGUUUCCGCCGCCGGGAAACUCUUCCUCAUCGCCGGAAGUAACCGGGAACUCUCCCCGGCGAUCUCUCACCCUCUAAUUUUCGAUCCCAUCUCAUCUACGUGGACCUAUGGUCCUCCAAUCGGAGCUCCGAGACGGUGGUGUGCUGCCGGAGCUUGCGGCGGAGUUAUCUACAUCGCGAGUGGGAUGAGUUCGCAGUUCUCGUCAACCGUCGCGAAAUCGAUCGAGAAAUUGGAUAUGACGGAUCAAAAUCGGACUAAUUGGGAGAAAUUGCGAGAGAUGAGAGACUUACGGUUUAGCCGGGAAGCCAUAGACGCAGUUGGAUGGAGAAGGAAGCUUUUAAUGGUGAAUGUAAAAGGCGACGCGAUUAAGGAAGGAGCUAUAUACGACGUCGUUAACGACGAUUGGGAAUCGAUGCCGGAGGAGAUGAUGGUUGGAUGGAGAGGUCCGGUGGCGGCGAUGGAGGAGGAGACUCUUUAUUCGGUGGAUGAGAGGAAAGGUACAGUGAGAAAGUACGACGAGGAGAAAAGAGAGUGGGGAGAUGUUGUUAUGGUGAAAGGCGGAGAAGAGAUGCUUAAAGGAGCUCAGCAAGUUACGGCGGACGCCGGAAAACUCUGUGUUGUCACCGUUGACGGAAGAAUUGUUGUGGUGGAUGUUGUGGCGGAACCGGCGAAGAUUUGGACCGUGGAGAUCCCUGAAGGGCUUGAACCGGUUUCGGUUCACGUUUUACCAAGAAUGAGCCGACCGGAUAUUUGCUGA
This is a messenger RNA of Thlaspi arvense, 1155 nucleotides long. NCBI's taxonomy places the organism in Eukaryota, Viridiplantae, Streptophyta, Magnoliopsida, Brassicales, Brassicaceae. The record is from the annotation of a GenBank genome assembly.